Molecule: messenger RNA, 2334 nt
Organism: Eruca vesicaria subsp. sativa (arugula)
Lineage: Eukaryota; Viridiplantae; Streptophyta; Magnoliopsida; Brassicales; Brassicaceae
Source: the annotation of a GenBank genome assembly
AUGGAUUCGAGAGCUAUACUCGGUUCUGCUUUGUUUCAACUCACUCCUACUCGUACCAGAUUCGAUCUGGUGUUGUUCUGUGGGAGUAAGAAGGAGAAGUUAGCAUCAGGGAUAUUCGAACCCUUCAUCUCUCAUCUUAAAUUCGCAAGAGAUCAAAUCACCAAAGGCGGUUACUCCAUUUCUCUUCAUCCUCCCUCCACUUCUCACUCUUCUUGGUUCACCAAAUCCACUUUUGAUCGGUUUGUGAGAUUCGUGAACACGCCUGCGAUUAUCGAGAGGUUCGUGACUCUGGAGAAAGAGAUCUUGCAGAUUGAUCACUCUAUCCAAGCUAAUGAGAUUGCUACUGCUGCUGAUCAAUUACAAGACGCUUUUUCAAUUAAUUGUCCUCUCAAUGUAUGUAUUACACAGAAGGAGUCUGAGAAUGGCGAUGGGGCUGCAGGAGAAGAAACCUCAAAGAUUCAGCUUCAACGUCUUCUUGAAACCAGAAGAACAUUGCUUCGGAGAGAGCAAGCAAUGGCUUAUGCACGAGGGGUUGUUGCUGGUUUUGAAAUCGAUACUAUUGAUGAUCUCAUACUCUUCGCUGAUGCUUUUGGUGCGUCAAGGUUAAGGGAAGCAUGCGUAAAGUACAAGGAACUAUGGCAGAAGAAGCAUGGAGAUGGGCUUUGGAUGGCUGAAUUAGCAGCUGUGAAAGCUAUUGCACCAGCAGACAUGUCUUUGCUAGGUUCCUCAGGGAUCAUUCUCACCAAUGAAGUUGCUGCUGCUCUUCCACUAAACGGGACAGACUCAUCUAACUCAAGUUUUGAAAACAAAGACCAGCACGCUUCUGCUGUUCCAAACUUUCAACCACCAAUGGGAUGGCCUAACCAUAUACCUCAGUAUUACUACCCACCUCCAUACCAAGGCUAUCCUUACCCUAUGAUGCCUAAUCAAAACCAAGGAAACAUGCCAUGGCCUUCAAAAGCUUUCAAGAAGAAAGGCAAAGGUGAUUCUGAUGGAGAUGAGUCUAGUGGGUCUAGUGAAUCAUCUGACUCGGGAAGCGAUGAUGAUUCUGCUUCUUCUUUGGAAGAUCAAGGUAAAAGACACACUAAAAACUCUCGUAGGUCCUCAAAGAAAAACAGGAAGAAGUCAUCAUCUAAGACUGUUAUCAUCCGUAACAUUAACUACAUAAGCCCCGAGGGGAGAAACGGAGACAUUGUGGAGGGGAAUGAGUUUACUGACAACGGUUCUACUAAAGCUUAUGAUAGAGAAGUUUCUGGUGAUGAGAUUCUGAAGAGUUCAGCUGAAGCAAAAGGAAGCAAUAGUGAGAAUUGGGAUUCUUUUCAGAAUAUUCUGAUGAGGCACGACGAUGGCUCAGAUAUACAUUCAAUGAAUGUCGUCAGUGAAGAGCAUUUCACACACGGAGGAUCUAAAGGUUUGCAAGUAAACAACAAUGGCUGUAGCGAUUCCAUUGAUUUAACUCAGAAACACAUAGAAAAUGGUGGAGGAGCGAGCUUUGAUCAGUUUGAAAGUGAGGGUAGGGUUUCAAGAACGAGAGAUUCAACAGAAGAGUAUAUGUUAUUGCCAAAGAGAACAGAAAUGUUUAGAGAUGGAAGCAAGGACUUGUAUAAUGCUACAACAUCAUUGGUGAAGAAGUCAGGAGGAAGUGGAGAGGAUUGGUUUACUACUUCUGAUCAUUGUGGAGUGAAACCGGAAAGAAGCAACUAUGGGGGGAGUAUGUCAUUUGAUGAAAGUUGCAUUAUGACAACAUCUGGAGGUUCUGAUCAGAGCAAGAAACAAGAGUUCGUUGAUGAUUCUUUCAUGGUCCAUUCAUCCUCCCUCACUGGUGAAGAUGUUUAUGAUUCUCGUUGGAGACCAGAGGAUGUUGGCAUUGAUAACGGUCAUGCAACAAAUGAGAAGCGUGAAAUGUCAGGCUCGUGGGAACCAAAUGAUCUAUGUAUGAUCCCUGAACGCAGUUCAGGAGACUCGUUGGCUAAUGAUCACUAUAUUGAUUUCUCUGCUGAAGUGAACGCAAGGCUAUCAAGUAACGGAACAACAGCUCAGGAAAAAGAAGAUAAAACCGUCUCGAGCGUGGAGAAAAAGAAGAACCCGGAAGCUCGUAAGACUAGAACUCCAGCUAGAAGCAGAGGUGAAACCACGUCCAACACUGUAAAGAAACCGGUAGCAGCUAGCAGAACAAUGGCACAGAAGAACAAGUUUGAAAAGGAAGAAGAAAUGAGGAAGAGAAUAGAGAAUCUUGUUUUGGAAAGGCAGAGAAGAAUCGCUGAGAGAUCAGCAGCCACUGCUUCUCGAAAAACCUCGAACCGAUCUCCUUCGGUUCGUGAAAGGACCACAUAA